AUGUCCUCCCUCGAUAGCAACUCCCCGCGCAUCGUACCAGCUCAUGUUUCCUACCUUGCCUUAUACAAUCCCUCGCUCGGCACUACCGACGACACCGUCCGCGAUCAAAUCGUCUUUUACUAUUCCGCCAAGUCGGAGGUCGAGCGCGAGCGACGCAGGAAGGAGAGAGUCUCGACGAGCAAGCAACAAGAUACGCAGGGAAAGAGCCAAUUGCAACCAAAUACCACUCCUAACGAUGAGGAGGCGGUGGAGGAGUAUGAGCGGUUACGGCAAGUUGGGCUUGCGCAGGGUAUGGUAGAUUUUGUGAAAACCUUCUCAAAUGGAGUGCCUCUCGAGUCGAUCGAAACGGAAAAGUCUCGAGUUGUACUGAAAGAAGUCGAACCCCAAUGGUGGCUACUCGCCGGCAUCAAUCUCACCCAGUUGCCUGAUACCAGUGCUAGCAGCCCUCCAGCUACCAGAAAAGCUGCAACUAUUGGCAAAGACACCCGAGCGACCGGAACCACAUCGGCAGCGGACAUUGAGUACUCCUCGCGAGAGGUGGCGCCAGCUCAGUUACUCCUUGCCCAGCUGACGCAAGGGUAUCGUGGUUUCUUGCUUCACCAUGAUUCCUGUUUAGCGGAAAUGUGGAAGAGCCAUGAUGGCAAUAGAGAUCUCUUCUGCAGCAUAUUGAACCGGUAUUGGACCUGGUUCGUUCGGAACUGGGAUGUCCUUCUACACGGAAAUCCUGCAGUGGACUUGUACGAUGCAGUCAAGCUUGCCGGAGGCGGCGAGCUUGGUAUUGGCGUUGGUGAGGAAGAUUGGGGGAGUGGUGAGCGAGAGGUUCUGGAAGGAUUUGCAGGUAGGACUGAAGGUCUGCUCGAUCUCAUCGUGGGAAGAUACGGCGAUGGGCCUCUUCCUCCAAUUGAUGAGAAACACCGAAAGGACGGAGAGGCACCUCAAAUCUCUACACAUUUAGAACCGGAGCCCUGGCUGGGCAACGGUGAUAAUGCAAGGGCACAGGACGGGAUAAUUUUCUCCGGCAUCGGUGCAGUUUCGAAACGCGCGCUCAUCACAAUCUCCCAGUGGAUGGAGGCCAUCUAUACCCAUGGGGAGGCAGCUUAUGGGAUAGGCGAAAAUCCAGUGUCCCGACCAAGACCUCGCAGAAACAGACGGAACGUUGCUGGUAAGCAGAGAUCUGACAGCACUGCGCCAUUAUCAUCGGAUCGUGCUCUGGGGCAGCGGCACGAAGAGGUGCAUCCAAGAGUCAGGUCGCCUAAAGCACGAGCGCCCGACCUACGACGCAAGGCCAUGGAGAACAAUGCCACACCACCAGGCAUUCCAGCUCCAAUUGUGAGUGCGGUCGAGCAAUCCCUGGAGGCUGCAACGACCAAAGUAAGCUCCGAUGGCGCAGGUAAGAAUGACAACAGCGAGGUUCUAGACCUGACAGAAGAGAAUCAGGAUGACCAGAGAGUAUCUUCGCUGUUCGCCAAAGAAAAGAUGAUGAAGUAUAUCAGCCUUGGAUACGGAUCCAGUUGGACCUUGAAUCCCAAGGGGUUCGCCACAGACAAGGCAUCAAUGCGCUCGAACGCAACAGAUUCUCAACAAUCGGAGGAUAAGCCCAAUUCUGAGGAUGCAUCAGCUCCACAACCCCUACAGGAGCUCGAUCCUACACCGGAAGCAAGCGACGAAGAAGAACCCCUUUUCGUUCAGCGGCUUGAACAAUCUAUCGGGAAGUUUCUAAUCGGCUUGUCGGGAGAUUUGGAAAAUACCGAGUUUGAGACUGAACCGGACGAGGGAACAGUAGAUCCCCACUCGGAACUCACUGAGCAUGGGUCACGGUCAUCCCCACCAGCGAGUACCUCUAGCCGUAUCUUCCUUCGCACGUUGGUAACGGAAAUGUCUCCAUCGCGCUUCUCCCACCUGUCAGCCACAUCGACCAUGGACGAUUCAACAUCGCAAGCUGACAAGUCCCACGUCGACAUGAACGCUGAUUCUACCCAGGUCAAAACCAGUGCCGCAGCAUCCGUGGACGGAUCUAAACCGAUUGUCACUCACGAGAAGGUCCGGGUUGCUGUGUACGUUCAUCAACCGUUUGUCUUCGUGUUCUUGUUCCAAUUGCACACACCAAACCUCAGCAUGCCAGCCUUUUAUCGUUCUAUCCAUCACACUCUUGGGCCCCUACAGAAGAGUCUUUUGAGGAGUACGGAUCCGGAGAGAUGGAGAGAACGGGUGAAGGAGGCACUCGAGGCUGGAUCUGUUCCUUUGCUUGAGGGUGAAGACAUUGCUAGAAGCACGGCCAGCAACAAAGACUCUUUGGAGAUUUUUGACCUUGUCUACGAUCCCGCGAAGAUGACAAUCCGGACCUCCAUCCCUAACAUACCUCUCCCUGGCAGUCUGGCAGCCGAAGGGCUUCAUCGGACGUCACAGCAAACGCAGCCUGUCACGGUUUCUGGCUCUUGGUACACGCUUGGAAUCCCCAUCGGGAUCCCAUCUACUGCCGUAGCAACGAAACCAUCGAGCUCUAGAACGCUCGUGAAGAGCACCUGGACCAGGGUAGAGGCAUUGAAUGUGCAUACCCACAUCCUCAAUAUUUGGGCUGGGACCCGGCACAAAGAAGCCGGUAUGAGGAUAGGCCGAUCCGGGGCUGAAGAGCUCGAGAGAACCGUCAAGACGGCACGAGGUUGGUGGGUGGUAUGGAUGAAAAUGUUUACCUCUUCAAACAGUGACCACGCAGGGGUCCAGAGCGAACCCGACCAGGUAUCUGCAAAAGAAGCGAUAUUGGUGAGAAGAUCAGCACAGGACCGCGCCGCAGGCGGCAGAGAUGCAUCUGGUGCACGCUUGGAUCCCCGGAGUUUCAGUUCCACGGGGAAAUGGCUUCUCCGCGACCAGCCGCGUAGUCGAGAAGUCAGUGGCUCUGGCCAUGGUGCCGGGCCCAGCCCGGCAAAGGGGGUAAAUGAAGGAGUUGGCGUGGAUGCGAGGAAAUGGGUGGAGACCCUGGUGAAGUUGAGUAUGUGA
This is a messenger RNA of Capronia epimyces CBS 606.96, 2994 nucleotides long. RefSeq lists its product as uncharacterized. Gene Ontology annotation, cellular component: intracellular membrane-bounded organelle; Mon1-Ccz1 complex. The coding region runs from base 1 to 2994 and encodes 997 amino acids. The record is from RefSeq and is a predicted model, not a curated record. Lineage: Eukaryota; Fungi; Ascomycota; Eurotiomycetes; Chaetothyriales; Herpotrichiellaceae. Gene Ontology annotation, biological process: vesicle-mediated transport. The transcript is spliced from 2 exons.